AUGCAGAGAGCAUCGGCUGAUGCAAAGGGAGAAAACCCAUAUCAUGUUCCAUGCGCGACGCACUCUCCUAAUCUAGGCAGCAGAAUCGUAUCGACUAGUCAGGAGCAGUUGCAACAAUUUCAGUCCCUGAAAGCGCUCCUUUUGUCCAAGGGUCCUCAAGAUGAUCUCGACGACGUUCUUGAGCAAAGCAAAGAAUUACUUCGAACCACUGAAAUCCUACAUAACGAUAUGAGUAUUCUGCACAGCCGCAGAAUCGAGAAUAUUAAGACAAUGCAGCUCAAUCGCAUGGCAACGAACAUCAGCUCUUCAGACACUGCUAUUUUCAAUAAGGCGAAGAGCCGUCAUGAAGAUUAG
Messenger RNA from Colletotrichum truncatum, 354 nucleotides. RefSeq lists its product as uncharacterized. The record is from RefSeq and is a predicted model, not a curated record. NCBI's taxonomy places the organism in Eukaryota, Fungi, Ascomycota, Sordariomycetes, Glomerellales, Glomerellaceae.